AUGGUAACUUGCUACAACUGUGGUGAAUCAGGACAUAUCAACACUCAUUGCAUGAAGCCUAAGCAAGCUUCAACUGGAGGAAAGUUGUUCGCUCAGACGGGGACUCAGACUUCUAGUGAUGACAUGUUGAUAAGAGGUAUAUGUUAUAUUAAUAAUACGCCUUUGAUUACUGGUGCAACUCAUUCAUUUAUUGUUGUUGACUGUGUGAAAAGGCUAGGCCCUAUUGUGUCUUAUAUGGGUGGAGAAAUGGUUAUCGAAACUCCUAUUAAGGAUUCAGUGACUACUACUUCAUCAGUGCGGUUUCUUACUCCUGGUGAGGAGGAAGAAGUUGGUUUCUUGUCUACUAGAGAGUUGAAGGAGCUUUUGGAAGAGGAAGCUCAGGUAAUGAGGGAUUUUCCAUAUGUGUUUCCAGAAGACAUUCCAGAUAUACCACCAGAGAGAGAGAGGGAGAGGAUGUCUGCAUCGAAGUUAGCAGAGUUGAAGAAAUAA
Lathyrus oleraceus (garden pea) is the source of this 489-nucleotide messenger RNA. RefSeq lists its product as uncharacterized. The coding region runs from base 1 to 489 and encodes 162 amino acids. NCBI's taxonomy places the organism in Eukaryota, Viridiplantae, Streptophyta, Magnoliopsida, Fabales, Fabaceae. The transcript has 4 exons. The record is from RefSeq and is a predicted model, not a curated record. Gene Ontology annotation, molecular function: nucleic acid binding; zinc ion binding.